Messenger RNA from Trypanosoma theileri, 1023 nucleotides. RefSeq lists its product as uncharacterized. The record is from RefSeq and is a predicted model, not a curated record. Bases 1 to 1023 code for a protein of 340 amino acids. The transcript has a single exon. NCBI's taxonomy places the organism in Eukaryota, Euglenozoa, Kinetoplastea, Trypanosomatida, Trypanosomatidae.
AUGUCAAAAUGUGACCGUGUGGUCAUCUUCUUAGACAUUGAUGGUGUACUUCUUCCAGUACCUCGCUUUACCUUUGGUGGGGGUGAUUUAUCUGAACAGAGUGUUCAGUUUUUUCAAAAAAUUGUUGAGGGUUGUGGUGGGGCAAAUAAGGUGAUAAUUAUUCUCUCUUCUACGUGGAGAAAUUUUCCUGAACAAGUUCAACGAUUAAAUAGAUUCUUUGAAAAAGUAGCAGGAGAUCAUGUACCCCCAGUUACUGGUGGUACACCUAACGGAACUCCUAAAGUUACUCAAGUUACAUAUUAUGCGGAUGAUUUAUCAGAGCAACGGCUUGUACGGGAUCGUGUGGAUGAAAUAAAACGAUGGAUUAACACACAUAUUCAUGAUUACCCUGAAGCUAUUGGUGGGCGGUGGUUAUCUAUUGAUGACAUGCAACUUGAUGUUGAUGAACGUAUGUGUGGACAUUUUUUAAAAACUGAGACAGAAGUUGGACUUACAGAAGAAAGUGUUACUCGUGCACUUGAUAUUAUUAAAUUAUUUCCAACUCCAGAAAUAGCGGCCCAAAAGGCAGCCGCCGCGGCAAUAGAUCCCGUAUUAAAAGAUGAAGAAAUUGAAAUUUUAGAAACACGUUGUAGUGGGUUAACAAAAAGAGUAGAAGAAUUAGAGGAAGAGUUACAUCAAGCACGUGCUGAAAUUCAUCAACUUCAAAUACAACGACGUGAAUGGGAACGAGAACAAAAAGAGAUGGGACGACGUUUUGAAGAUGUUAGUUAUCGUCUUGCCCAAUAUGACUUUGCGAAAAAGAAUGAUGUUCUCCGUCUCGCCCUAGAAGCUCUCACCACACCAACAGGAACAGGAACAAAAACAACAACAACAACAGGAGGAGGAAAUGACCGUCGGGAGUUAGAACAACAUAUAAAGACACUGGUUAAUCUCUUACGACGAAGACGGGAAUUAGAGAAAACACUACGAAAGAGUCGAAUGAAGGCAAAAAUGGAAGAGAAAAAAGAUGCUACCGCAAAGUAA